ACUGAAUGUGAAUUUAUGAAGCUUAUUUCCAGUAAAAUACACCAAAUACGAGGAAAGAACAACAGUCAUCCACAGAAAUACCAAAAUCCAGGUACUGAUCAAACAGACUUAUGUGGGUGCAGUAUUUAUAUUGUUAGAGAAUCCAGUGAGCUCACUUUUUGGUGUUUGAAGGUUGAAAAGCCAAGAAAUGUUCAUCAUCACUUCCAAAAGCUUCUGACGGAAUUAAAGAAAUCCACUGAUGCCUAUGAGCUGAGUGUUGCCAACAGGCUCUAUGGAAGAGAAGAUUUUCCGUUUCUCCAGGAAUACAUGGAUAAUGUUCAGAAAUACUACCUGGCCAGUGUGGAAUCUGCCGAUUUUAUCAGCACUGCAGAGGAAAGUCGAAAGAUGAUUAAUUCCUGGGUGGAGAGCCAAACCAAUGAAAAAAUCAAGGACCUAUUUCCCAAAGACUCUCUCGACAGCUCUACUGCUCUGGUUCUGGUGAACGCUGUCUAUUUCAAAGGGCAGUGGAACCAGAAAUUUAAGGAAGAACAUACUGCAGAGGAAAAAUUUUGGCUGAACAAGGAUACAAGCAAACCUGUGCAGAUGAUGAAACAAACCAGUAGUUUCCAGUUCGUGUCACUGGAGGAUGUGCAAGCCAAGAUCCUGGAAAUCCCGUACAAAGGCGAAGAGCUAAGCAUGAUGGUGCUGCUGCCCAAUGAAGUAGACGGUCUGCAGGAGCUUGAAGACCAGCUCACUGCUGAGAAGUUAAUAGCAUGGACGAGCCCACAGAAUAUGGGGAAGCGACAAGUGGAUUUAUACCUGCCUCGAUUUAAAGUGGAAGAGAGCUACAACUUCGUGCCCACACUGCGAGCCCUGGGGAUUCUGGAUGCCUUCAAUGACAGGGUCGCCAACUUCUCGGGCAUGACCGGGAGAUGUGAUCUGGCGGUGUCGACGGUCGUCCACAAGUCCUUUGUGGAGGUGACCGAGGAGGGCACCGAGGCCGCGGCUGCUACCGGUGUGGGUAUUAGUGUCACAUCAUUACCGUUUGGAGAGAGUUUCCGCUGCGAUCACCCUUUCCUGUUCCUCAUCAAGCACAUCAAGACCAACAGCAUCCUCUUCUGUGGCCGAGUCUCUUCCCCUUAGACGUCCUUGGCCAGUGGCCACACUCAGGGACAUUCAGAGAGCUGUUCCCGGGGCUUGAAUGCUAGUGUUAACAGGUUGCCUUGGAUUCGUU
Bubalus bubalis (water buffalo) is the source of this 1213-nucleotide messenger RNA. RefSeq names its product serpin B3-like. Bases 16 to 1122 code for a protein of 368 amino acids. The record is from RefSeq and is a predicted model, not a curated record. The transcript has a single exon. Gene Ontology annotation, molecular function: serine-type endopeptidase inhibitor activity. Gene Ontology annotation, biological process: negative regulation of endopeptidase activity. NCBI's taxonomy places the organism in Eukaryota, Metazoa, Chordata, Mammalia, Artiodactyla, Bovidae.